UCGAGAAUUACUCCCAAAGAUCAAAGAUUCCAAUUAUCCUCCCACACAGAUUCCCCCUGCUCCUCCAAUAAGUGAAUACACACACACUGUGUGAGAAACAAGAUUCUGCUUGCGAGGAAAGGCGGCUGCUUUUUUAUCCACAGAAUAUUUAGAAAAGUUUAUUUUAUUUUAUAUUCUCUCUCUAGAAAAGAAAAAGGAAAAAAAAGAAAAAAGAAAGAGAGAGAGAGAGAGAGAUUUCCGUUUGUUUCCCGAAAAUGGGGAGAAGAAAGCUCGAGAUGAAGCAGAUCGAAAACAACAGUGCUCGGAUGGUUUGUUUCUCGAAGAGAAGAAGCGGCUUGAUUAAGAAAGCCAAGGAAUUAUCUGUUCUCUGCGAUGUCGACGUGGCCGCCAUUAUCUUCUCCAAGAGAGGAAAGCUUUAUCAGUAUUGUAGCGCCAAUAGUAUGGCGCAGGUCCUGCAAGAAUAUCAAAGUCGAGUCGAGAGUGAGAAAGAUGGUUGCGAUACAGAGGAUCUGUACUCCAGAAACGGUGAUUAUCUUACAUAUAGUGAGCUUCUCAAAACUGUUGGAAGUGAACUUAAGGAGCCACAUGUUGACAAGAUAAGUGUGGCGGACCUUGGGCUCAUGCAGAAACAUCUUGAGACUGCAUUAAUGGAUAUACGUUCGACUAAGACAAAAUUGAUGACGGAUGCUCAGUCAAGCCUUCAGGAAAAGGAAAAGAUGCUGGAAGAAGAAAAAAAGCAUUUCAACGAGAUUGUUGAAGGCAAUAAUAGUGCUAAGAAAAAGAAGGUGGUGAUAGAUCUCAACAUUGCCGUAGACUGCUAAACGACAAAUGGAAGCAUACAACACCGGACGGACCUCGUUCAAACUUUUAUGUGUAAAAUAAAAAAUAAAAUAUCUGCAGAAUCAUAAAAAUGGAUGCAGGUAUAAAUAAAAGGUGCUAGAGGAAUAUCUACCUACCUCUUAAUUGUGAGCAAGGCCCUUGUUGCAUGGUGUGUAAGCUGCUUGACCCCUCUUCGGUAUUCGAGCUUUUGUUAAAUACUGCUCUGUUUUUAACGGUUGAACAUAUAUGGGAUAUAUGCUUCGCU
Messenger RNA from Erythranthe guttata (spotted monkey flower), 1084 nucleotides. RefSeq names its product agamous-like MADS-box protein AGL27. Gene Ontology annotation, cellular component: nucleus. Gene Ontology annotation, molecular function: protein dimerization activity; RNA polymerase II transcription regulatory region sequence-specific DNA binding; DNA-binding transcription factor activity. The record is from RefSeq and is a predicted model, not a curated record. Lineage: Eukaryota; Viridiplantae; Streptophyta; Magnoliopsida; Lamiales; Phrymaceae. Gene Ontology annotation, biological process: positive regulation of transcription by RNA polymerase II.